UCCGAGCUCCGCGGCUUCGUCGUCUACCGCUGGUAAUCCGGCCGCUCAUCAGGUCGCCGUUCACGGAAACAAUGCUCACACGCACAUUCCUUCGCCCCAUAAUCUUCCGCAGCACAUUCCGUCACCCCAAAAUCCCCCUCGAGUCAAUCCCUCGCCCCUUCAGCACCACGUUGUUGGCGCCGGUAACGCCGCCGGUUCUACCGGCUAUUGUUCCAGGGUGUCUCCCCACAUGCCACCCCCGAACUCGGCCUACCACUCGCCCUCACCUCAUGAGGCAACUUCCUACCACUCCCCCUCGCCCCACCCUACUAAUAACUCCAAUACCUUUCAACCUCGGUCACCGACCUACCCCCCGCCUCCCCAAAUACCCGCACAACAGUCUACUCCGCACUCGUACUCGUCUUCGAACUCCCAGCACUAUCAGCAGCCGAGUUCUUAUCCGUCGACAGCUUCCGGAUACGCUCAGCCACAGUCGUCCGGCUACCAUUCCCAGCUCCAGCCGAAGAACUCAACUUCCGGUUACUACUCGCAGAGCAAUCGGUCUCAAGGCUACGCGGUUCCUCCGGCUUCCGCACCUUCGACGGCUAACCCCGGCGGCCAGGGUUACGGUGCUCAUGGCAAGUCCAUCGCUUACAACGGAGUCCAAGAUCCAGGAAGAAGGAAUUGCCCGGAGGUUGCACCGCCGUACAGGGUUCAGUCCUACCAGACACCAACCUCGGGUCAAAGGACCUCGAACACUCACAAUCUCCCACCCAUCGCCACGCUGUCUUAUCAAUACGACAGAAACUCACGCGAAGCCUUGUCGAAGGCCCAACCGAUGCACAGGCAGCAACAGCGGCCCCAGUCUUCGACUACGAAGAAUUCCUCAACGACCGGUUUAACGCCGAAUCCGGCGAGGCUGUCCGACUAUCCGGUCGCCGUGAACAACCAGCAUGUAAACGGGAACAUCGUCACCUCGGCAAGCUCCAUGUACAGCAGGGUCGGUGGACAGCCCGGGGUCUAUCCGAGGUACGCCACAACCAUGGCGCCCAGUCAUCACGGCAGUAACGCGACCAGCACUACCGUGACGUCGAACGGUGCGCCAACUUCCAACAGAUCGACCGUCCCGACGCCGGUGUCGUCGACCAUCGUCCAUCCUGGGUAUCCAACCCGGGCUGGGGGCCGGUCUUACCCUUCGACGCCGCACGUUCCUCAGGAAAAUUACUCUUACAAGGAUUAUCCAAGCGCGUCGACAGCCUACCCAACGUCCACAGUCGUCAGCCAGUCCGUCCCUCCCCCAUCGAGUUCCAGCUCGCUUCAGACCAACGGGACGACGACGACGAACAGAAAACGGGAGUCGCCGCUCGAUCUCUCGCUCAGAACGAUCAAGACCCCCGCGGACUCCACGGCCCAGGAUGACCCGGAGGCCUCCAGCAGCGGGGACAAAAUCGUCAGCAGCUCUAACGCCGUUUCGUCGAGAAGCACCGGGAGGACUGUACUCGUGCCUCCGAGUGCGGCAUAUCCGGUAUACGACGGUCGGAGCUUCGGACAUUCCCGAAGCCCUGCAUCCGGGGUCAGGGCUUCCACCCCUAUGCAGACGGUCCGCGCGCCGAAAGUCGAUUUCUUACCGAACUUCAGCUCGACGCCCCUCCACCACCCGGCUCACGAGAGUAACUCGCUUCGCAGGAGCAGCUCGCAGCACAUAUACGCGCCAUCGCCACGAGUUAACCCAGCGUCGGUUGCCCCUUUGCCUAAUAUAGCCACCUUCAAGAAAGCUCCCGCUGCCCCGUCCUCGUUGCCGUAUGAAAAAAACUCACCCUAUCGUGUCGGGAACGCGGUGCGCGCCAGGUAUGCCCCGGUAAUGGAACCUGGCGGAAACGCGAUACGUCACCAGGAGUAUACGUCUGAUCCUGGCAAGUACCAGGUCGAAAGGAACAAGAUGGCUCAUGUUCAGUCGUCCGCUUACACCAGGGAGAGACAGCCGAUGACCAAGAGGACUGCGGCCGAUCCCACGCCCUAUACCGGGCUCAACAAACAACCGCGCGUUGAAAAGUGGCGACAGUCGAUAGACCAACAAAUAGAGCAAAGACUGACCAAUGCGCUUCAAGAACGCCAGCGUCAGGAGAUGAGCUUGAACGCACCCGUUUCCAAUGGCGUUAAUCCCGCCGUUGUACCCGUCGGCUACGAUCAGCGUCGGGAAAACAACAGUGCGUAUAAUUGCUGUGAUAAAAGGAAUUAUCCGGAAAGCACGGGCGCUGCCAGGGGCUCCUUUGCUCCAGCUUCGCCUGUUGUCUACGGAAGUCAGAGUGGAACCCCGAGGGUCGCCGGACACUCGCAUAUCCCUCAGCCAUCGGGGCAUCAGAAUUUGUAUUCCGCGGGAUACCGACACGGCCCGGGACAGCAUGCAAGCUACAGAGUACCUGCGUCACAUGCUCCCCAUUCCGGACAGAACGCGGAACCACCCAGCAACACGGGGACCGAUAAGAAGAGGGUACUCAGCCUCCUCAGGAACAGUUUGGAAAAUAAACAACAGCGGGAGGAGCAGCUCAGCAACAGCCAGCAACCAAUACUCGCCAAUUACAAUCAGCCAAGCUUUCAAAAUAAGGUCGUCACACCAGUCGAGCCCAAAACCAACAUUGGAAGACAUAAUCUCUCCCCCUUCACCGCUGCUAGUCUUCUUGAAAGGAACAGCACCACUCCACCUCACUACAAAUUUCACGUGCCAAGGGCGGUCGACUCGAUUAUCCAGGAACCCUCUCAUAGUCUGUACGGCACCAGGGUUAACUCGUCCGCCACUAUACCUGGGAAAGAGGCCAACUCGAUGCCGAGAGGUAUCGAAAACCAGAUUCAUCGUGACAAGGACGAUGGAUUAGCGGCUAUAUUGGCAGCCCGAAUACGAACUAAAGCUGAAUUGAAACAGGUAUCGGCCGGCCAGUUUGGCGCUAAACCGACGGUAGCGUCAUCCCAGGAGAUCUCGGCAACACCGAAAGACAUUGAAAAUGGAGCUUCCACAUCAACGCCCCAGUCUGGUUCUUCUGGGGGAAGUCCACCGAAGCUCAUUCGCGAACAGGCGGCUAGUCUUCCACCCCGAAGGCGUUUGUUCUCAAGGACCGACGAGGAUUUACCUGUUGCGGCAACUAUUCCAGCCCCAGCGCCAACCCCGGUCAAAGCUUCGGUCGUACCGCAGAGAGCUAGUGGAUUCCGGAGCUCAUCGGAGACCUCGGUGUUUGACUUCAGGGAGAGCGACUCCGAGGGUGAAAUGCCGGUUUUGGAGAGACAGACGUUGGAGGAAAUGCGAAGGGACAGAAGGCAACUGUCCAAGGUCCAGCCUCCCGUACCGCUCAACAACGCAAUGUACAUGAGAAUGGCUUCAUCGUCUGAUUUAGUGAAGAUAGAACUCAAGGAAAAUGACAAAAUCAUCGAACCAGAUUCAUUCUGGUCGACAACCUGUGAUAAGUUUAUGGAACAGCUACGAAGUGGCGAGGUUACAACUAAAAAACGUGGCAGACGGAAGAAGGGAGAGUCCGGUUCCGUUUCCGCAACAAAGGUAGAAACUGAUUCUGCGGUAAAUUCGGACGCGGAGUCAGCGCCUAGGCUGGAAAUGAAACCUGAAGACAUUAAGCAAGAGGUACCAGAUGUGCCAAGCGAAACUGUGAAGAUUAAAGAGGAGGUGGUCGAGGUGAAAACCGAGCACGACUGCCUAGAAAAUUUGGAAAUCAAGACUGAACUCGACGAAUCGGAUAUUAAAACGGAGAAGGUUGAAAAAAUCGUGGAGAGAGAUUCGGACGAGUUGCCACUAAUUCAAAGAGCGACGCGAAAGAAUUCUACGAAGAUCGAGAGUGAUGGGGAAGAAGAGAUUGUCGGAAGGAAGAAGAGAUCUCGUCGUGGUAGUAGGAUAAAACUUAUCUCAUCCAGCGGCAGCGAAAGCUCGAGUGAAGAGAGUGAAGUAAGUGCUGAAUUCGGCCAUGGUUCUUCGGUAGCUGAUAGAUUAAGGGCCAGAAAACGCUCGAGUGCGACUGCGGAAACUGAAGGCAUGAAGUUGCGCUCGCGAGAUACGACACCGCACAAGGCGCCAAAGGAUAAGGAGGGAAAGUCGUCACUGGCAAAGGGCAGUGUAUCGCAAAAAGGUAAACCAAAACCAUUGUUCGGUGAUGGUAGCGACUUCAGACCAGGUUGGGAGGAAGAGGUUUACGUUUAUAAAAAAUCACUAAGAAUGCCUACCAGGUUAAUAACCGUUUCGAAGCCGUCCAGGUUUCAUAGAUUGUCAACUUCACUUCCGGAUCUCGACCCGGGAUCACCGGCACUCUCUGUAUCGAUGGAAAGUACUGAUAACGAACGAAUAAGAAUAUCGGACAGUGACUUGGAGUCCAACUGUAGUUUCAGUCUUGCCGGGCUGGAAAGCAAAAUCGAUGACGAAGAAGCAACUUCCUCGACGACAAUGUCAUGCCCGACGAAAACAACCCGACAGACUCGAUCGGAAAAUAAUUCCAUCAUUGAUCUUCUCGCCCAGAAAGUUGGUACCAGUAAAAAAGAACAGAAACGAAAGGCCAAGGAAAAGUUGGUCAAAGGCCCUAAGGUUCUUCCAAAAGGCAGCAACGAGCCAGAGCUACUUGCCACACCGAGUUUGACGCCUCUUUUAUCGAACGACCUAGCAACGACACAAAAGACGAAAGGCAAGAGCCCUGUCAAAAGUACCAAGUCACCGAAACCAAUAAAAGUGAUGAACUCCUUUCUUUUGGGAUACUUUCGUAAAGAGACUGUUAAUAACUUUAGAGAUGCGUUUAAGAAUAAUCAUACUCUACCCAAUGAAUUUUCGACGUUUGUUUUGAAGAGCCGAACGAGAACAGAGACUCGGGUUUUGAAAAAACAGGCAACGAUUAGAGAAGUCUUUGGCGAGGAUAGACCGGCGUCUGCACCACCGAUGCAAAAUCACGGAGACACUUCGCAAGACGAUGACGAUUCUCAAACUGAAACGCAAGAAUCCAAGCCAGGAAAGUCACGAACGUUGAAGCAGAAAGUCGUGUCUCGUCUUAAAAGUGCUGGAAUAUUGAGGAGUAACAAAGCACUAAUGAAUUCCAAGCUACAUCUACUGAAUCCUAAGAAACGUAACAACCUAUUGAAAUCUUUGGCUAAAAAGAAGCUCCAGCAUAUAAAGAAGGAGAAAAUACAGAAAGAAGAUGAAACGAAACGAGAGUUGGACGAGACAAGUGAAGUACAGGAAACCGAGAACAACGGACCUGACGCGGAAGCGGAGAAUGCCGACGAAAUUGGGGUGCCGAGCAAAAAGAGGCUGAAAAUACGUACAGGGCGACGAAAAUUUCGCUCUGGAUUUGAUUACAUGCGGAAGAAAAAGAAACCAUUGAAAAAAGACGACGUUACACCCAAAGAUAGAAAACGACAAAUUGUGCCUCGUCCAAGUCCCGAAUCCGUUGCUGAUAUACAAACGGAAAUUAGAACAUGGGUCAUCAAGAAAGGCGUGGGUGAAACCAUCCUUCAUCGAGCUGCAAGGCUUGGAUAUACGGAUGUUGCAGCAUAUUGCUUGGAAAAGUUGAACAACCCGCCAAGCCCUAAGGAUAAUGCAGGAUAUACACCCCUCCAUGAAGCAUGUUCGAAAGGACAUCUAGAAAUUGCUAAACUUCUACUUGCCUAUGGGGCAAAUGUUAGCGAAAGCGCCAAUGGGGGGAUAAGGCCGCUACACGAAGCUGCAGAGAAUGGGGCAACUGAACUUGUCAGAUUGCUGCUUUCAUACGGUGCUGAUCCAUUGUUGGCUACCUAUGCUGGCCAGACUCCCUUAAUGCUGGCCUCAGACACAGACGCAUAUUUGAUCCUUGAACAACAUCUAGAUGACGUCCAAGGACGUCCUGCUGCUCCAUGGAGUUUCGGCGGUCCGUCAUCAAUUUUUGCAUCUGAUUGGCUUACAGAUCUUGAGCCGACAGGAUACAGUCCAUUAAGAGAACCUCCCAUGGAUAUUCCAGAGCCUGAACUUGAAGAUAUCGAAAUGGAAGUGAGCGACGUUAACUUACCAGUACUGUAUUCCCUUGCCAACGACCCCGACAAAUGGGUACUUCUUCAAGACUUGACAGCAGUGUUACGUGUGAAAAGUAGAGAUGCUCUGCUUCGCCAAGUUAAUCCAAAGGCUCCUGCCGGACCACCGGCGGUAGCUCACCGUGACGUCAUGCGGGAAUUAAAGCUUCCAGAUUUUCUAGAACAGUCCCGAUGUUGUCAUCUGUUGAGUGGUGGCGAGAGAAUAAACGUGCGCGCCUCCAAAGUAACGCUUAUUAAGUACAAUGAUAAAGUGAAAUCACUUCUCAACGUUGAACGAGUCGUGAUUAGCUCAAGGUGACAGGAGGUGCCACUGGGGCAGGACACCUGUCUCCAGGCUAGGCCGUCGACUUCAAUGGAAGAUGAACUUAUAUCAGUGAAAGUUGACGAAAAAAGAACUUUGCCCUGUCUUGGAUUCAAACGGGAAAGACAUAAAAGAAUCAAACGACAAACUAAACGAAACUUAUUAGGGUGAAUGAAUGUGGGACCUGAAAACUAUUGGUCGAUUAACGGUGCAACAAAUGUAAUAAUUUGGAUGUGUAUAAAGUGGCUUCGACCGAAAUAUUGAUAUUGGAGCAUUCUGGAUCUCACGAGCAUUAUAAAAUGGGCAAUUUAUAGGAAUAUACAUUGACAAACUGUUACAAUGAACAAUUAUAACGCAGCAUAUUAUCGUUAAUAGUGCAAUGCUGACGGAUAAUAUAUUAUGUGGGUAGCGAACGACGUCUAUUAUUAUAGUUUUCAUUUUUCAUACAAUUAGAAGUGAGGACAACAAAGCAGCAAACUGUGACAUUAUAUUAUUAGAGUAUUUAUUGGAGAUAUAUAUCCGUCGGAUGAUAUUUUAAUAAAAUGCCUGAUACGGCUGUUUGAAUGAAAAUUUUAAUCUAUUGCUUUUAGGAGGAAACUGACGUCUGGAAAAUAGAUAAUUUAGAAUAUAUUCAACAAGCGGUACCAGUUAUGAUUGCUGUUUCAUAUUCACGUAAAUUAUGUACGUACUAUGUAGAUCAGCGCAUAUUCUCAAUGACUAAAAAUCAUACGAAAUACAUAUUUCCUUGUUGAAAUACCUCGGGUAGGCUUCUAUAAGAAUUGAAUAAAGAAAGAAAGAAAAGGAGAGGUAUGGUUACUAUUUUAGUAGUGCAAAUACUGAUAAAAGAAAAAAUAAUAUAAUAAACAAAUGAUUGAAUAAGAUAAUUACGUUACCAAUUUUUAAUUUAACUUUAUUUACUGCACUUGCAAUGUUCGUCAAGUACACAUAUGUAUUUAUAAAAUUUGUUUACCGUUGAUGAAUUAAUUUUCAGAUGUACAUACAUAUAUUUGCCUAGAAGCUAAGGGGCAUUUAUAAAUUGGGAAGUGCAAUCGGAAAAGUGAUUCUUUUUGUGUUAAUACUCUUGGGUAGACUGAUAGCGCAAUUAUAAAAACGAAAUCGAAAUAGCCAAGCUAUUUCGUUGGAUGGCAAUACUAAAAUCACAAUGUAGAAAUGUUCUCUGUGCAAUAAGAUGACCAGCUAUAAUCUAUUUUGAACUAAUUCGAAUCAGAUAUUACGUUGGAUGAAUUUUUUUUCCUUCUACGUGGAAUGAAAUUUUUUAUUUCUAGCGUUCUGGAUGUAUAAAAUGAUGGUGUAUUUAUUGUAUAGACAAAAUGUAGUAUUUUGACUGCAGCAAUCCGUACGCUUGCAUUGAAAAUCAUUCAAAUAUAAUCGAUUGAUUCAAAACAAUUUACGUACUUAUCAUUCUACUGCGUGCUGCAUUUCAACCUCGCAGUUAUCGUUUAAUGUCAGUGGACUCGAAACAGUGCGACUCAAUGCUUCGUAUGCACUUAAAGACUUAGUUACUAAUAUUAAUAAAGAACAGCCACAGAAAUGGUUCUUCAGACGCAGUACACGCAUAUUUUAAUUGUAAUAAUCAGUCUCAGGGAAAAAUCUAUGUGUAUUAUCAAAUUAUACGCUGUAAUUUAGAAAGUAUGUAUAAUCAGAUGGACAUUAUGGGUCAUUAUGUGUGCAGAAUCGAUUCGUAUGUUAUUAGAUCAUUGUGUUGCUUUGUUAAUGGAUUAAUUUCCUGUCAUUUCACGCUGUAUCACCGUCUAUCUGAGUAUACGGUUUUUGAGUAUACGGUACGUUAGAUCUAAGAGCCACGACUAAUAACACUUGUAUGACAGUGUAUUUCAAUGUACAUAUUGAAUGUUUCAAAUAAAAUAUAAGUUAAAGUGUAUCUGAACACUAAUAUUGAUUUUCAGUAAAUUUCUUCUUAUGUGAAAUUAUAAUGUACGUAUUGUAUGUAUCUAUUAUAGCGAAAGUAAAGGUAAAUAUAAGGGUAGACGCAAUGUUUCUAACAUAAGUCUCUUGUUGUUAUUGUAAAGUGUAAUAGUGGUACGUAGAAUAAAUUAUGGUUGUAAGCAAGAUAUGCAGGGAAGCCUCUGUAUAUGUACAUACUUAGAAUUACUGUAAUCGCUUUUUUAUUGUAUCAUAUAUACAUAACGAACAAUGAUUAUUACUAU
Diprion similis is the source of this 8511-nucleotide messenger RNA. RefSeq lists its product as uncharacterized. Lineage: Eukaryota; Metazoa; Arthropoda; Insecta; Hymenoptera; Diprionidae. Gene Ontology annotation, molecular function: transcription corepressor activity; protein binding. Gene Ontology annotation, cellular component: nucleus. The transcript has 10 exons. The record is from RefSeq and is a predicted model, not a curated record. Gene Ontology annotation, biological process: negative regulation of transcription by RNA polymerase II. The coding region runs from base 230 to 6322 and encodes 2030 amino acids.